Monoraphidium neglectum is the source of this 2103-nucleotide messenger RNA. RefSeq lists its product as hypothetical. The coding region runs from base 1 to 2103 and encodes 700 amino acids. The transcript has 3 exons. The record is from RefSeq and is a predicted model, not a curated record. Lineage: Eukaryota; Viridiplantae; Chlorophyta; Chlorophyceae; Sphaeropleales; Selenastraceae.
AUGGCGCUGGCCAACAAAAUAAUAGCGCCCGUGCAGGCAGCAGCCACCCAGCCGGGUCAGGGCCUGGGAUCAGAGGUGGUGGGCCUCUGGGCCAUCGCUGCGUCGCUGUGCGGCCUGCCGAUGGAGCAGUUCCACCUGACGCAGCGGCCGGGCCGCGACGCCGGGACCGAGCCUACGGAGCACACAAUCACGCUGACAAAUGUGGCCGCCCACAUGGCCGCACCCCGGCGGCGUGGGCAGCAGGCGGCCGCGGGAGCCGCGCAGCCCCCCCCGGCAGCGGCGGCACAGCAACCGCCCAACCAGCAACCGCAGCAGCAGCAGCAGCAGCAGCAGCAGCAGGGACAGGGACAGCAGCAGCAGCAGCAGCAGCAGCAGCAGCAGCAGCCGCAGAGACAGCGGCAGGCGCUGCAGGCUACCCACGCGCCGGAUGACGGAUUCGACAGCACCCACCACCUGCAGGCGGCCCUGUCCCACUUCGCCAGGCAGAAAUGCCCAGGGGCUGUCACAAAGGUCAAGGUGCACGACGCCAACACCUUCACAGGGCAGUUUAAGGUCACACUGACCUUCGCCAGCAGCAUCGGCAUGCUCACCUUCCUGGCAGAGGCGAUCCUCUGGCUGCAGCUGCCGUGCAGGGACGCAUCGGGGGACAUCACCCUGGCGUGCCCCGAAUGGCGCGGCGCCGUGGAGCGGGUGGACCCGGUGCUCGACUCAAUGUACACGGCCCUCGUCGUGUACAAGUGCGCACAGCAGGUGCCCCCCCUCGCAGCACUGAAGCAGGCCAGCAUCGCGGCAUUUCUGCAGAAGUCGGCGGCCGCGGGGGUGCCCAACCCCCACCUACAGCCGGUGACAGCGUCCGUGCUGGCGGUGGCGCAGCAGGCAAUGGACAGCGACCUGGUCCGCAGCACGGAGUACGUGGCAGCGCGGAUGCGCCAGGACAACAAGUACAGCCUGACAGCGGCAGACCCCAUGCUGUGCGAGCGGCUGCGCGGCAGCGGCGAGGUGGUGUGGGUGGUUGGGCAGGACGGGCUGCGCUUCAGCCUCACGGCCAUGGCGGCCAUGGCGCCAAAGCUGCAGACCAUGUCGCCGGCGAUCAUGACUCACGCCACUCUGGUGCCAGCCGACGCGCGCUGCCUCCUCCGCGUGAGAAACGGCGACGGCGUGGCGCGGGCUGCCAAGGACAUCACGGCGGCCGACGCGGCGAGCUUCUGCUUCACGGCCACGGGCGUGCCCCUCGGGAAACUCAGCGGCCCGCUCCUGCGCCAGCUCGCGGGCUCCUCCGGCUUCCUCAGCAUCAUGAUCCUUCCCGCAGACGCCAGGGCGGCGGCCGCUUUGAGGGUGGGCCACGCGUGGGCCCGCACCGCACUCGCCGGCGUUGCCAUGGGGGCGCCAAUCGUCAUCAGAGGGGCGGCGUGCUCGGCCAGCGGGGCCACGCCCAUGCUGGGCGGCAAGCUUGAGGGCAGGGAGGGCAGGGAGCGGCAAAUAGCAGUCACCGCAGCCAUCAGCGGCACUCUGCACCUGCCCUACGACGUGGUGGAAGCGGCUGAGGCCGCUGCAGCAGCAGCGAAGGCCGCGCGGGCGCGCGGGCAAGCAGGGGCCAAUGCCGCGGCUGCGGGAGGACCGGCGGCCGCCGUGUGGGGCCAGGUGGAAGACUGGCAGACUCUGCAGCGCGCGCCUGCCGCCCCCCCAGGGGCCGCAGGCGCGCCACCGGCACGCCUCAGCCGCGCUGGCUACAAUGCCGUCAGGGGGGCGUUCAAGCGCGACAUGCUCGAGGCUCAGGCCCCGUCGCCGCAGCAGCCACAGGUGCCGGAGGAAGAGGUGGGCUUCGGAUCGUUCUCGGAGGAUGAAGAGAUGGAGGAUGGGGCGGGCGCUGGGCCCGGGGCGGCAGCGGGGCCCGCGGCGGCCGCGCCUGUGGCGCCGGCGGUGCCGCCCGGAAUGCAGCAGCCCGUGCUGCUGCAGCCCCCACCCCAAGCGCAGCUGGGGCCGAUCGCCGCCCCUGCGGCACCUGCGGGACCUGAGGCGGCCGCGCCCGCGUGCCCGCGGCGCAGCCCGCAAUGCAGCAGCCCGCACCGCCGCAGCCCCCACCCCAAGCGCAGCCGCGGCUGA